AAACUGAAACUGGCAUUUCAAUUAGCAAGUGCUGUAUCACAUUUACAUAAACGUGAUAUUAUUCAUCGCGAUCUGCACGCGAACAAUGUUCUUAUACAUCAGAAAAAUAUUAAGUUGGCAGAUUUUGGUUUAUCAAAGAAGAUUGCCGAAGCAUCAAGUAAUAUAUCCAAAAUACAUGGUGUGAUUCCUUAUGUUGACCCGAAAGUGUUUAACAAGAAUCAAAAUGAAAAAUAUAAAUUAGAUAAAAAAUCUGAUAUAUAUAGUAUUGGAGUUUUAAUGUGGCAAAUUUCGAGUGGAUAUCAACCGUUUUCUUCUAAAGGUGUUAAUUAUGAUUUAAGUUUAAUUUUAUCUAUUUCCAAUGGUGAAAGAGAAGAAAUUAUUGUUGGAACUCCAAUUGAAUAUAGUAAUUUAUAUUCAGGUAAUAAGCGAAAUAUCUAG
This is a messenger RNA of Rhizophagus irregularis DAOM 181602=DAOM 197198, 438 nucleotides long. RefSeq lists its product as uncharacterized. Gene Ontology annotation, molecular function: ATP binding; protein binding; protein kinase activity. Lineage: Eukaryota; Fungi; Glomeromycota; Glomeromycetes; Glomerales; Glomeraceae. Gene Ontology annotation, biological process: protein phosphorylation. The record is from RefSeq and is a predicted model, not a curated record.